Drechmeria coniospora is the source of this 1347-nucleotide messenger RNA. RefSeq lists its product as uncharacterized. Bases 1 to 1347 code for a protein of 448 amino acids. Gene Ontology annotation, biological process: phosphatidylethanolamine biosynthetic process. The transcript is spliced from 5 exons. Gene Ontology annotation, molecular function: phosphatidylserine decarboxylase activity. Gene Ontology annotation, cellular component: mitochondrion. NCBI's taxonomy places the organism in Eukaryota, Fungi, Ascomycota, Sordariomycetes, Hypocreales, Ophiocordycipitaceae. The record is from RefSeq and is a predicted model, not a curated record.
AUGGUUGUCCAACACGGCGAUAGUCAUGAGAUUCCAGCGCACUUUCGGGUUCACAAGGCGGGCGCCUGGCUCCCAGCCGACCACAGAGUGCACCGCGCGUUCCUUCAACACGUAACCCGGCACGUGGACGCCCACCCGGCGGAGACGCUGACGCCGGCCGUGACGGCGUUCAAGGACUUCAUCGAAGGCACGCCGAGGAUCUACAUGUACUUUGUCCAGAUGUUUGACGAGAUCCCGCGCAAGCAUCCGUACUGGCGUGACCCGGCGGGCAUGAAGCAGAUUCGCGACUACAAGCAGAUGCUGCAGGUGCUCAAUCACAUCGUCACCCGGGCACCCGAAUGGACGGAUGAGGCGGAGCUCGCCGGCGUCGUCGGCGUGCCGAUGAGCGCCAUUUUCGACUACGCAAUGGGUACAGCGAGUGGACAUGCCGCCUUUCUCGACCCCGACGUGAACCGGAUGCUGAAAAGGGUGCUGAACGAGUGGGGAAAGUAUCUCCAGACGCCGGCGUCGGCCGAGGUGCUCGGCGACCGCAUCACCUGCUGGUUCGGAAAGACGGGACUGGGGGACCUCAUGGAGGUGGCGAACGCGCCGAACAACACGUCCCACCGGUUCGAGGACAUGUACAUCUGCGAUCCGACGUCGAAGCAUUACGGCUUCAAGUCGUGGGAUGACUUCUUCACUCGUCGGGUGCGCGACGAGGCACGUCCGGUGGCCUCGCCCGAGGAUGACAACGUCAUCGCCAACGCGUGCGAAUCCAAGGUGUACAACCUCGUCCGCGGCGUUCAUCUACGCGACAAGUUCUUCAUCAAAGGACAGCCCUACUCGCCGCUCGAUAUGCUCGCGCACGACCCGCUCGCGCACGAGCACUUCGCCGGCGGCACGGUCUACCAGGCCUUCCUCUCGGCGCUGUCGUACCACCGGUGGCACUCGCCCGUGAGCGGGACGGUGCGGCGGGCGUUCGUGCAGGACGGCACCUACUUUAGCGAGCCGCUCUUCGAGGGCCUCGGCGAUCCGUCGGUGCACGAGAUCGACACAAAGGGCAUCGUCGUCGCGCAGGGAUACCUCUCGGCGCUCGCGACGCGGGCCGUCAUCUUCAUCGACGCCGACAACCCGCGCAUCGGACUGAUGGCCUUUGUCGGCGUCGGCAUGGACGAGGUGAGCACGUGCGACAUCACGGUGCGGGAGGGUCAGAAGAUCAAGAAGGGCGACGAGCUGGGCAUGUUUCACUUUGGCGGUUCGAGCCACUGCUUGCUCUUCCGCGAGGGCGUCGAGGUUGACGGAUUUCCGGCCAUCGGGAGGACGACGAACGUGCCGGUGAGGGGCAAGCUCGCCGUCGUCAAGGGAUGA